AUGAUGAGGGCCGUGGAAACCUUGCGGCAAAGGCUGCCCCCGUCCCUGGGCUACGCGCCGGUGCUGCUCUCCGACAGCGACGAUGAUGACGGGGACGGGGGCCGGGGGGAGUUCGAGAUCGCCGGCGGUAACUUCGGCGGGAGCAGGCCUCAGGACCGCGACUUGAGAAGACCGCGGCGGAGAGUUGGCGGCGGCGGGGAAGCGGGGGUCGGGGCGACGACGACGGGGGGCGGGGGGCGGCAAGAGGAGGAGGACGAUUUGUUGUGGCCGCCGUACACGCCGCUCUACACCAACAUGAAGGUCUUGAGACGGAAGCGGUUGGACGCUUCCAUGAUGUACUCCCGAGCGGGGCCAUGUACAAAAAUCUGCUUCUUGACGUCGCUGUGGGGGGUGUCCUUCCUGACCUGGCUCGGAUUCACGCUCGCGAGCGGGUCCCCCUACAUCAUCCCGGAGGACUCUCCGGCGACCAACCUGGCCCGGUCGCGCUCCGUCUUCGGCGCCGCAGCCAUGUAUUUGGUCUGCGCGUGCCUGACCGGGUACUCGUGGUACAAGUCGUCGUGGGGGGCGAGGCCAUUACCGACAAUGGGAGACUCGACCUUGCCGUAGCAGCGGGAGGGAGGGAGGGUUGGGCCUCGAUCGAUCGUUUUAGUAUUUUUGUUUUGUGUUUUUUUUUUCGUGGGGCCCAAAGGAGCGGCCCUCACGGAAACUACAGCUUUCGUGGGAAAUCAACCCUUUGCGUGCGUGGUUGGAUAGGAGCCUUGUUACGCUGUUACGUCAUGUACAUAUGCGCAGUGUGUUGUGGUGUGCAUGUGCGAUGUGCGAUGUGCGAUUCUGUUGCUUUGUUUCUGCGUCGGCUGCGCGGAGCGGCGGACCUUUGAGAAGACGUGAGCGGUUAGGUGGGUGAGAAAAAACCACCUUCCUUUUUGAGUGUAUGUGUGUUUGUGUGUCUUGAGUUGGCGUCGACCGGAGUAGCCGGCUGAGCGAUGAGAGAGAGAUGCACCAAAUCUCGUAUCCUACCAACGAGAACGUUGGUGUUUGUGUGCGCCAUGUGUAACGAACAAGUUUGUAGCCGCAGU
Messenger RNA from Ectocarpus siliculosus, 1076 nucleotides. NCBI's taxonomy places the organism in Eukaryota, Phaeophyceae, Ectocarpales, Ectocarpaceae. The record is from the annotation of a GenBank genome assembly.